GGCAGGGCGGGCACCAGAAACCCUCUCGGCGAUAUUUUGGUGCCCUGGCGGAGGUGCCUUACAGUGCCACCUCCUUUGCCAUCGCCAUCGUUGCUAAACCCAAGUCUCUAGCCUCAGAGCGUCUCCCGCAAUUCCCUUUGAGGGCGAAGAAGAUGAAGUGAAGGUGGGCGGGUGUGUAAGCAUGGAGGCUGAUACGCCCACACAGGCCCACAGGGAGGCGAACCAGAUCAUCACGGCCACGCCCAUCACACCCCCCUCUCACCUGCACCUUCGCUGCUUUUAGGAAAAAAGGAUAAGAAUAAAUUACAUCUGGCUUCAGCUGGUCAAUAUAAAAUGUCUGACCCGCGCACCGUUCGCGGCGGGAAGGAGAGCGCGGAGCGAGUGGUCACGCCCCCUUUCCCCGCCCAGUUCUACCCGAUGCCAGGCUACCAGGGCCCCCCGUGGUUUCCAGGCCAGGGCCCCGCGGGCCCCCCUCCGCCAUGGGCCGCGUCGUGGAGCGCUCCCCCCAUGGGCUUCCCGGCGCCCCCCGCGGCCUGGUCGUCCCCGCAGAGCAUGAUGCCGUCCAGCACGACCAACACGACGGCCGCCAUGCCGUCCGACGAGUACACGGUGGACACCAUGCGGCGCAUCUACAACGACGACGACGGCCGCGUUGAGAUCCAGCGGGUCAAGGUGCAACGCCGCCCCCCCGACGCGGGCGCGCUCACGUACCCGAGCGGGCCCGAGGCCAUGAGCGUCGUGCCCGUCGGAAGCUUUCCCCUGAACGAGCGACGCCCUCCGCCCAGGAAGAAGAAGCAGCUGCAAGCUCUGCAGGCGGCGCAGGGACAGGGCUACCCCUGGUACCCCUAUAUGCCGUGCAUGCCGUACCCCGUGCCCUACCCCUACUACUACGGCGGGUGCAUGUGGACCCCCGGCGCGCCGACGGGCCACAUGGGCAGCGCCCCGGCGUGGUCGGGGCAGGACGAGAGCGAGAGGACGUCGUCGCGCCAGGACUCCCUGCCCACCACCCUGGACUCGCAGCGCCUCGAGUCCCGCACGUCCGAUCCCCUGAGGGGCUCCAUCUCCCCCGUGUCGCAGCGCUCGCCCUCGCCCGCCGCUGGCUCGCACGUCACGGACGCCCACAGCCUGGCGCCCUCGGACAGCGUGUCGAUGCGCGGCUACAAGCGGGAGUCGUCGCUGGAGCGCGCGCUCAUGUGUCCGACGCCGCCGCCGCGCACCAAGAGCAGGAGCUCCGAGAGGAAGUCGAGCGCCGACGUCGGGAAGAUGCAGGAGUGGAUGUUCGACAUGCACAAGGCCAUCCUGGCCUCCAACGACGGGGCCUCUGACGCCGACAAGUCCUCCUUCGCCACCGCGCCGACGGACGCGGAGCCCUACAAGAAGCUGCCGCCGAGGAGGAAGAACCGCGCGGCGAGGCUUGCCAACCUGAGCGAAAGGAGUUCCCUGAGCGACCAGAAGGAGAUGGACGACGCUCUCGAGAAGCGCAGCAUUACAUCAAUCGGGUCUGACGAUUCUCUCAAAUUGAGUUCAGAACUUACAUACGCCUUCAAGAAGUUAGAGCAGUCAGUUGACGCAUUCAAGACGAAGGUUUCGAGCGACUCCACCCCAAUCCACACCCCACAGCGGCUGCCCUCCCCGCCCCCCUUGCAUUCCAGCGGGGAAGAAACGCCCACAGAAGCCAUGGAAGACGCGGCGGUGUCUCUCGACGUCGCCGACACGGAAAAAAGCGUCACUCUGGCGAAGUCCGACGCCGCUUCGGACGACCCUUCUUCCCCUCCGCCGCUAGAAGCCAUCUCCCCGACAUUCUUCAACGAGGCGCAGACCCCACAGACGCCGAAGGAGGAAGGAGGAGAAGUCGUUGCCAAAGCGGAGGAGAUUCCUUCUUCCCAAACCACAUCAGACACGAGCAGUUCUCAAACUUCCGUGGCAACGACUUUACAAACCACGGACGUCAGCGCGACCCAUGCAAGCGAAGCCGGAGCAACGAAAAUAACACCAACAGCCUCAACUCCCGAAGCCAAGGAGUCACCCACAGCAUUGCCGCAGCCCACAGACGGAACACCAGUCUCCCCCUCCACAGAAAAGCCACCGGAGGAAACCCAAAACAUCCCCCAAACAACAGAAACUUCACCUACAGCCACAGCAACGGAGAAACAGGUCCCUGCAGCUAACAAGAUAGACUCCUCUCACCCUCCUCUUCCCUCGGAAAUCGAAGCCAAAGCGAAUGAAGAAGAGACAAGCGGUCGAGAAUCAAGAGCAAGCGAGAGCACUUUCUUCUCCAUCAGAGCUUCCGACGACCAGCUCCUCGUAGACACAGACUCCACAGACAUCUUGCUGCCAACGACAGAUGCCACCACCGCAGAUGAGGGCGAGGAGCACAUAGAUUCGGCGGUGGCGAGUCCUACGCUUGAGGACAACGAAGGAUACCAGUGGGUCCUGCAGCAGCCUGGGGAGACUCCGGAGCUCACUGGCGCCAAGGAAGACGAACAGAGGAAUGCGUGGCGCGCUGAAGUUAGCCUAUGGAGAGCUCGUCUCGUCGUGUCCUUGUGCCGAGGUCGAGGCCUAGACCGCCAGGACUGGUCCACUUUCCACCUCUUGGUCCGCCAUCCUCUCACACUCGACCUCAAGCUCUCCCUCCUGCACGCGCCUCGACUCUGCGCCGCCAACUCGACCGUCGGCGCGGCCCUCGUGAGGGUGGCACUCAUCCAUCUGGCACAGUAUGGCGAGGCUCUGUUGCAGCCCGAUUCCUCCAGGCAGACGGGCUGGAGGUCCAUCAAGGUCGAUCCCAACCAGUCGUGGGCUCCUGUCAAGGGCGCCAUAGAGAUCCUUCAGGCACUAGGAUACAAGCAACGAGAAGACGGCAUACUCCGCUAUCCUCGCCGUUCAAACACUGAGGUCUCGGUCCUGGCUCGGCUCACGCUCGACAUGCUCGUCUUGGCAGAGGAACUUCGCCUGUACUUGACCGGGAUGCACCAGUACCCGACCAACAUCUCUGACCUGUUCUUCUCGGCCACCAGUCCCAUUGCUCCUUCGCCAGACCCUAUGAUGCAGGACGUUCCUCAAAGACCACAGUCCUCUGCUAGCUCCUACAGCUUCCUAUCGGCUCAGUCCAGUGCGUCACUCGACAGAAGACCAGAGAGCAGAGCGUCCAUAUCAGAGGAAGAAACGGAGACUCUUCAGGAAUCCGUACAGCAUACCAAAGGCCCAGCCAAAAAGGCACGUCGGGAUUCUUCUUCUGAAGAGGAAGUGACCUUACGAGAAGAUACUAAGGAUGUGAGAGGAGACAGCACCGAAGCCAUGCAGGACGAACUUGCUGGUGAGAUGCCUACAGAAGAAGCUCCUUUACCUCCUGAAAUCUUGCGGAAAAAAGAGGAUAAACGAUCAGGUUCGGUGCUCGCCCUCCCUCUGAAUCCUAUAGACAGAUCAUCUCUGAGUACGAUGACAAGUAUGCCGGAUCUCCAGUCCCUCCGCUCCAGCACCAUCUCUCGAGACAGUCAACUUCGUCCUGAAAGCAACAACUCAGCUGCCCCACCUUCCACGCCAGCAGGAGAGGCAACAACAGGGAGUGACAACCCCGAGGAACACAUCUACGAAGAAAUCGAUGUGAUUCGCGCUCAGGUUCAAGCGCUAAGAUCUGCGAGUGUUCCGGCUCACACCCCGCCACCUCCUCUUCCUCCCAAGAAGAAGGUGAGUUCUGGCGGAGAAGAUGACUCCAAUCUGAGCGUCACUUACCCCAGCAUGGAGUGGACGUCUGCCUCCACCCCGGGCUCUCUGAGAGGUGGCUCAACAGGCGCCCGAAGGAAAAAGAGAAGAGCGCCAAUGCCUCCAGAUUUCAUGCCUCCUGACUGGAGACUUUAUCAAAACAAAAACGUCGAAAAUGCCAGCAGCACAACCCAAGAUCAGGCAUCACAAAGUCCUAAUGAAACGAGUGAGGAAGAAAGGAAGAGAAAGGAAGAAUACAGAAGAUCACUGAACCCAUUCUAUGAGGACAUCGAUUCUGUCUCCAUUUGUCAAGGAGGACGUUGCAAUAGCAGGAUACAUAGGAAAGAAUCCAUUUUAUGAAGAUGUCGAACCUUUGAAGAAAAACGUCAGCGAAGGAUCUGAGGAGAUUAAAAAGAAUAAAGAUUAUGAGCAGUUGCAAAAUACACGAAAGGGCGAAAAUGGGAAGAUAUGUGGUAUGGGAUCGCUGGCUGAACUACAGGAUGACUCUGUGCAGACAAGACCAAAACGGAAAGCGCCUCGCCCACCACCCACGCCAGAUCCAACUUCCAAUUCGGCAGGAGAGACCACAUCAAUCACUGCCUCGAGUUCUGAAAUUACUGAAGCAACCACCACAACCCAACAGCCAUCAUCUACCCCGCAGCCUCCCACUUCUUCACGGCCUCCUUCCGCUCUACAACGGCCACCAACCCCUCGCUCUUCUUCCAUUCCACGAACAGCCUCCACUCCCCAACCUUCAUCAACUGACCAGUCAACCUCGCAGCCUCCUUCAACCACCCAGCGCCCCCCAACUCCAAAACGAGCUUCAACUCCCCGAAGGUCCUCUACCCAAGACACUCCCAUCACUCCAGAGGCUCAGAAUCAAGGGGAGCAAACGAAAAGUGCCGAUGCAGAUGAAAGCAAGCCACCAAUCCCCGCCAAACUCCGAAAUGGAGAGAAGAGUAACGCCAGCACCCCCUUAGAGACGGCUAAGUCAACAGCAAAUGAGCCCCAAAUUAGUCCUCAACCACAGCAAGACGGCAAAGAACCAGAAACCCAAAAGGAAGAAGCGAGACAAGUUAUCUCGAAAGCCAUCAAGAACCAGCAACUGCGGAUACAGCUCCAGCACCCGAAGACUCCGCCUCCACCGCCACCGUCGGCUUCGAAACCAGCGCCUCCACCGUCUGACACUAAAUCAUCCGAAGAAAAGAAAGAGGAUGAAGCAACGACGCCUCCAAGAGCCUCACUGGCCUUUCUGGACGACAUUCCGUACAUGGAUGCAAACGAAGUCAAGGAUGCCAAGACGAAGACCUCAGACUCGAAGGACCAGCAGAGUUCUCAGUACGAGAUCCCAGAGCCCCCCGGGAAAGUCAUCGUGCCCGCCCAACUUUCCCCGACGGUCAUGAGGCAGACUGCCCUUCUGCUGCGAGGAUCACGCACGGUCCCUUUCAUCGACGAGUCCGACCUGCCUCCUGACUGCCCUCCCCCUCCUCCGCCAGGACCUCCGCCCGAUUCGCCACCGACGUCGCCUCCUGAAACGCCUCAUACAUCCCCCCCUGAGACCCCUCACACCUCCCCUCCCGAGACGCCCCAAGGAUCACCAGUCCCUUCCCGUGUUAACCUCUCUCUCCCCGCGUCAGCUACCACCACCCCUGGCGUAAAGAAAACAGAAACAGACAAAGUAACGGAGACCAGCCAGUCACAGAAGGCAGAGGACAAAGACCAGCCACCCGCACUGCCACCCAAAACAACUUUAACUUUGAGUACGUCACCGAAAACCAAAAUCACCGAACUCGGACAAACGACGGAGCAAACAAAGGCCUCGGAAGACAAACAAGCGAAAACGACGCAUCUCCAAGACUCGAACGAAAUGGACGAGCCAAAGAAAGAACGCGAACCAUUGUCCAGCCAGCCGUCGGUUCGAAGCUCAGUGUCCGAAGACCGGUAUGAGAUCCCAGACAUAUCGAAGCCGCCAGCCACGAGUCCGGACAGUAGCCAAUCCUCCAAGACCGAGUCAGGAGGCGACUCAGAGGGGACGACUCAGGCUGCGUCAAAGGGUCAGCCUGGCGAGUCUAACGAGCCUGCCUCGGUCUCUGACAAGCAAGAGGUUCCUGAAGCAACGAAGGAGAGCGUGGUCGAGGAGCGCUAUGAAAUUCCAGAGGUCGUGAAGGAGACUGCGAUUAACGGUGGAGCCAGCAGUGUGCCCCGGUCGUUCCUGGGCCCCGCCGUGUCCUCCGGCCGCGGCAACCUGGAGGCGGUGUUCGGGAAAUCCUGCUCCCUGGACUCGUCGGGGCAGCCGAAGCUCCCCUCGAAGGGCGGGAGCCUCGUGGCCCGGCCUGGCUCGACGACCUCCUCCUUCAGCACGACCUCGGGGACGACUUCGGGAUCGACCGCGCCCACGCCCUCCUCGAUGCCCGCCACGCCUAGGCCUGUCAAGGGGGACAAGGCCAAGGCCGCCAGGAAGUCGUGGCCAUUCCUCCUGUGCGACUGCCUCUACGCCAACUGCCGGACGUACGACAGCGCCAAGUGAUAAGCGAGUUGCAGUGAAGGAGCUGAAUAAUAAGACAGAAACUUCCUUGCACUGGGUACGGCUUAGUGACUUAAGAAACAGAAUCUUUCUCGCAGUGGACACCACUCGGGUACGACAGAAUCAUCCUGGCAACAGACACGACGCAACUGAUUAUAAAAAAAACAUAAUCUUCUUUAUACUGGGUACGACUCAAUUAUAAAAAACAGGAUGUCGCCUGCAGCAAACACGACAGAAUUGAUAACAAAACAGAAUGUUCGUUGCAUUGGGUACGACUCAAUGCCCUAGGAGGCCGGCCCGUGAAAAGGUCCAUUUCUUUAACUCGUGGUAAUGACUUUCAUCGCAGUGUUCCGUUCGGCUACUCGAUCAAGCAUUUUGAAAUUCACCGAUACAUCAAACACAUGGACAAUAUGGUGCUGUGAAAUUACGUACUGUGAUGUUUACACGUGAGUGAAUGUUGAGAAACGCACAUGUAUGUAUUAUGCAUUUUCUCUUUGAUUUUAAAAGGUCUUGUUUCCUUUAUAUGACGUUACUUGCUUGAUGUUAUUAUUCAUUGUUCGUGGCUGGACAGCAAUCUGCCUAUACAAUGUAAUUAGUCUGCCAUUAUUAUUUUUUCUUGUGCUCCUUGUGUGCCAAUAAACAAGUACGCCUUUU
Molecule: messenger RNA, 6877 nt
Organism: Penaeus monodon (black tiger shrimp)
Lineage: Eukaryota; Metazoa; Arthropoda; Malacostraca; Decapoda; Penaeidae
Source: RefSeq, a predicted model, not a curated record